Sphaerulina musiva SO2202 is the source of this 4192-nucleotide messenger RNA. Its product is annotated as auxin efflux carrier. Gene Ontology annotation, biological process: transmembrane transport. The transcript has 6 exons. The coding region runs from base 360 to 2168 and encodes 602 amino acids. The record is from RefSeq and is a predicted model, not a curated record. Gene Ontology annotation, cellular component: membrane; endoplasmic reticulum. Lineage: Eukaryota; Fungi; Ascomycota; Dothideomycetes; Mycosphaerellales; Mycosphaerellaceae.
ACCUACCACCUUGCCUUCCUUACGAAUACCCUCCGUCCGCUCUCUCUGUCCCCCAGAGAUCCUUCCUCACACACACUCGACCUCUACUUGAUUAUUUGGACUUCGCGGAGGACUACAUCCUUACUUAUCGUGCCUGCUCGACCCUGACCGUGGGCCGCGUGCAAGCGAAGUGCAGGGACUAGCCAGUUACUUCUACCUGGUCGCUCGCAGCGAACGAUUGGAAGUCCAACGAAACGUGGUGUUGGAAGAGGGCUUACCUGCAAAGCGAGCAGAACAAAAAACCUACUCAACCCGCGGGUCUCGUGCUUGCCGCCGGACGCCGACUCCGCCUUUGAAGUAUCCCAUCACGCCUGACCGCCAUGCCCUUCCACACUCCCAAAUCCUUCCGCCUGCGCGAACUCGCCAGCGCCUCUCUCGUCGCCUUCAAGCAACGACGUAGUAUCACGGACCAGUCGGUGCCGAUGAGCUAUCCACUAUGGGAGGCCGCGGCGAAUAUCACCAUGGACGCCAUUACUACAACUGCACACGAGUCACAUCCCAACUUCGUGCAUCUGGCGGGUCUGGUAUCCGAGGCCGUCCUCGAAGUCGUGUUUGUCGCCCUGCCCGGCUACUUGGUCGCCAUCACGGGCAUGUUCGAUGCCAACAGCCAAAAGUUCCUCGCCGAACUCAACACCAUGGUCUUCACGCCAUGCUUGAUCUUCACCAAACUCGCCAGCCAGCUCAACGCCGACAAACUUGCCGAUUUGGCUGUGAUUCCAUUCAUAUUCGUCAUUCAAACCAUCGUAUCCUACACCGCCGCCCAGAUCAUGGCACGACUGUUUGGCUUUGGGAAGAAGAACAAGAAGAUGCAAAAGAACUUUGUGCUUGCGAUGGGAGUCUUUGGAAACUCAAACUCGUUGCCAAUCUCCUUGGUCCUGAGCUUGAGUAAAACCAUUCAGGGACUGCACUGGGAUCGGAUCCCAGGAGACAACGACGAGGAAGUGGGAGCAAGAGGAAUUCUGUACUUGCUGAUAUUCCAGCAGUUGGGACAACUCCUGCGAUGGACCUGGGGAUACUCAGUGCUCUUGAAACCCGCGGAUCAAUACAGCGCGUCAGAACGCGGAGAUGAUGACGAGGAACGGGCGAGGUUGAUUGAAGAUGGGCCUGGAUUCGACGGGACGGAUGACACGAUCAAAGGCAAAGGAGGUAGUGACUCUGGCUUCAAUAGUGCAUCCGAGACGCCAACCUCCUCGUCGACCGCAUCGAGAGAAGACCUUCGACAGGAGAUCAUUCCUGCUACGCCAGCGAACGGCAACGACAUCAGCACGGAGCCACGAAAGCUGCAUCGUCGGAACGUCGAUGAUGAUACGGAUAGUGUCCGUUCCGCUUCCACGACCUCAAUCACCCAGUUUCCUCAGUUCUCACGAACGCAAUCAUCGCGGUCUACCGCCGAAGCGCCUGUGGGUUGGAAAGCACCGCUGUAUCGUGUGCAGAACACGGUGGUGAUGUACGCUCGAAGAGUAUGGCUCACCAUUAGCACGUUCUUUAUCAACCUCCUUCGUGCACUUCCAACGCCGGUGCAAAAGGUACUCAGGACUUUCCACUACUACAACAGCAAAUUCUGGGCUGGCGUCUGGAGACAAAUGAAUCCUCCGCUGUGGGCAAUGUUGGCAGCUCUUAUCGUAGCCAGUGUCCCACGCCUGCAACAACUCUUCUUCGACGAUGGCACUCUGAUACGCAACUCCGUCACUCGUGCGAUUGAACAAAGUGGAGGUGUGGCCGUCCCUCUUAUUUUGGUGGUUCUCGGCGCGAAUCUGGCCCGCUCCACGCUACCACAAGACCAGCUUGCCACGUCACCAGAAGAGAAGAAAGAGGAACGCAAGCUACUGUACGCCUCGCUGUUGAGCCGAAUGGUGGUUCCCGUCGUGAUCAUGGCUCCUGUGCUGGCGCUGACGGCAAAGUACGUGCCCGUCUCGAUACUGGACGAUCCGAUAUUCAUCAUUGUCUGCUUCCUAUUGACGGGCGCUCCUUCGGCAUUGCAGCUUGCUCAAAUCUGCCAGCUGAACAACGUCUUUAUGGGUGCCAUGUCGAGCUUACUGGUAGCGAGCUACGUCGUGGUCAUCUUUCCGAGCACACUCUUGCUGGUGCUCAUGGCACUGGAAGUUCUGGAAUGGGCUGUUCUGAAUUAGUUGCUACUUGCACCUGGAUACGUGGGACAAGAACCCAACCAACUCCGGAUAAACAAUAUAGAGAUGAUUAUACAUGCAUUGCGGGAGCGACAGGAAGGAUCAUGGAGCAGUGGGUCCACGACUAUACCUACAGAAAAGGCGAUGGGACCAUGGGGCAGUGCCUCGGGCCGUUGCACGAUGUUCACGAUUCUGCUAUUGGCGAGGCGCUUGGGAGUUGCAAAUUAAUGUACAAGUAUAGGAAUGGGUGGGGCAUCUGAGCUAGGUGCGCAAAUACCUAUAUUGCGUUUCAGAAUUCUAUGAUUUCGUCUGUCUGACGGUGAGCAUGUGUGAAAAUCAAUACCUGGUGCCUUACCACCUACGAGACGCAUCGAUGUGAAGUCGCGACUAGAGUUCCCGAGCACAUACAGUCCACUCCAGAUACAUGUACACGUACAUGUCAGGUAUCUGAACUUCAAGUGCGUGAACGACAACAAUGAUGUAGGUCAGAGUCGUCUGGCGUUCUUUAUUGUCGUCACACUGAUGCAAGCAUUCAAAUUACUUGAGGUAGACAUCGUACGCAAUCACAACAGCAAGACAUUCCACCUCUCUUUCCGAUUACCCACCACUUCACGAACCGGGCACAUCCACAGCAAAGCAGCUGCACCACAACCCAUCCAAAAUGGCCUCCACCAGCAUCGGCGCCACAGGCGCACCCGCCAACGCCCCCGGCGAGCAACACGAAGUCCGCCAAACCACGACGACCGAAGACAUGAAACCCAACCCAUCUCAAUCGCUUCCCCUCUCUGCGGCCCGCCAAGCUCUCGUCGACGAUAUCAUUGCCCUCUACUCGUGCGAGCCCACGAUCAAGCGUGUGGAACGAUAUACGCCGGAUUGCGUCUAUGAUGAUCAAUUCGUGUAUGCGAAUGAUCGAUAUAAAAUGGCGGGGCAGUGGUUUGCUUUGCCGAAGUUGUUCAAGGAGUCGAGGAAUGAGGGGUAUGAAGUUAUUAAGAAUGAGGAUAAUUUGAUUCAAUUUAAGAAUGAACAAAGCUGGACGUUCAAAAUCAUCCCCAAGACUGCCACGAUCAACGCUCUGGUUUCCCUGUCUUUGGAGCCAGGAAGUGAAGAGACGGGGUUUGUGAGGGUCAAGUAUCAUAAAGAUCAAGCCAACGAUAAGGAUUACAGUCAUGAGGGCUUGGGAUUCUCGUUUAAAAAGUGGCAAGCCGAUCAGGUUGCAAAGCAUAUGAAUGCCGAGGAAGUCAAAUAUUUUGAAAAGGACAAGGUUGCGGGUAAGGAGCCUGUGAGAAAAUAUGGUUCGGGAGAUGUUGAUGGCAGUGCGCCGAAGAAGGAUUUGUAGUUUUUUUCUGUUACAUGUGAUUGUAUCGUGGACUGCCAAUGCGAUCUUAGGUACCUACCUGAGGUAUCUACGGCAUAUAAAGAGGUUACUGGUGCAAAACGUCGCAGUGGUGUGCAUAGCCCACCCUCUCUCAUAAUUCGUACAUUACUACCUUGACUUUUCUUUUACCCACUCCCAUCACUCCUAACCAUAGACAUAAUACACUUCACUCUCCCUCCACCCAAAAACAUAAUGUAUAUCACAACCCACCCCUACAGUGUUUUACCAGUAGUACCCGUAGUAGUAGUAGUUGUAGUAUCAUUCACUGGCUGUCCCGUAGCAAGUCCACCACCUCCUCCAACUUUCCUCUCCACCUCCUUCCCAGCAGCUUUUGCAUCGUUUGAGAAUCCCGUUGAUGGAUGACUAUUGCUGCUAUUGCUGUUAUGAUGGCCGCCUAGAAGGUCAUCUGCGAAGGAAUUUAUAUUUUGGCGAAUGUCUUCGGAGAGGUUAUUUAAACCUUUGAUUCCACCUUUGAUUUCUUCUGCGGCUUUUUCGCCUUGGGCUCCGGUUGGGUUGUUGGUGGUAGUGGGUGUUGACAUGGUGGUGAUUAAGGUACAAGUGCUUCUGUUUCGAGGACUUGGUUGGGGUUGUAGUUGGCUGGCUAAGGGAUGUAGCUAGAAGGCUGUAAGGAGGUAUAGAUAGGAGGUACAUG